AUGAGCCAGAGAAUUGGGGGAGAAGCUUGGGCUACCAGCCUGCUCCCCCGGGGGCUGGAGGAAGCGCUCCCCGCCGGCCUGCGCCCCGUGCCAGGCGCGCUGCUGCUGCUGCUCUGCCUGCUGGCCGCCGUCCACGCGGCGAAGCUCCUGGCGCGGGAAGGGCGCCGCCGCGGCGGGAGGCCGGAGCCGCCGGGCCCUUUCGCGUGGCCCCUGCUGGGCAACGCGGCGCAGCUGGGGCGCGCCCCGCACCUGGCCUUCGCCCGCCUGGCGGCCACGUACGGCGAGGUGUUCCGGCUGCGGCUGGGCCGCUGGCCGGCGGUGGUGCUGAGCGGCGAGCGCGCCAUCCGGCAGGCCCUGGUGCGGCAGGGCGCCGCCUUCGCGGGCCGGCCGGCCUUCCCGUCCUUCGCGCUGGUGUCCGGCGGGCGCAGCCUGGCCUUCGGCGGCUACUCGGAGGCGUGGCGGCUGCGGCGGCGCGCGGCGCGCGGGGCGGUGCGGGGCUUCGCGGCGCGGCGCCGGCUGGAGCGGCCGCUGGUGGCCGAGGCGCGCGCGGCGGUGCGGGUGCUGGCGCGCGCCUCGGCGGGCGGCGCCUUCGUGGACCCGGCGCGCGCCCUGCUGGUGGCCGUGGCCAGCCUCAUGAGCGCCCUGUGCUUCGGGCGCCGCUACAGCCACGCCGACCCCGAGUUCCGCCGCCUGGUGGGGCGCAACGAGCAGUUCGGGCGCGCGGUGGGCGCGGGCAGCCUGGUGGACGCGCUGCCCUGGCUGCGGCGCUUCCCCAACCCCGUGCGCUCCGCCUUCCGCGCCUUCCGCGCCCUCAACCACGACUUCCACGGCUUCGUGCGCCGCCAGUUCGCCGAGCACCAGCGCCGCCUGCGGCCGGGCGAGGCCCCCCGCGACCUCAUGGACGCCUUCCUCCGCCUCCAGCAGGCCCAGCCCCGCCUGCAGCUGGAGCACGUGCCGGCCACCCUCACCGACCUCUUCGGCGCCAGCCAGGACACCCUCUCCACCGCCCUGCAGUGGCUCCUCCUCUUCCUCGUCAGGUAUCCUGAGGUGCAGGCUAAACUGCAAGAAGAAAUAGACAAAGUGGUUGGCAGGGGCCGUUUGCCAUGUGCUGAGGACCAGCCUCAUUUGCCUUACGUCAUGGCAUUCCUUUAUGAAUCCAUGCGUUUCAGCAGCUUUGUGCCAGUUACUAUUCCACACGCCACCACAGUUGACACCACCUUGAUGGGCUAUCACAUCCCCAAAAACACAGUGAUCUUUGUCAAUCAGUGGUCAGUGAACCAUGACCCGGUGAAAUGGCCUGCCCCAGAAGAUUUCCAUCCAGCAAGGUUCCUGGACGAGAACGGAUUCCUCAACAAAGACCUCACCAGCAGCGUGAUGAUUUUUUCUGUGGGCAAACGUCGGUGCAUCGGAGAAGAGUUGUCCAAGGUGCAGCUCUUUCUUUUCAUUGCCAUAUUGGUGCACCAGUGCCAUUUCACUGCUAAUCCAAAGGAAGACUCUCACAUGGAUUUCACCUAUGGCUUGACUAUUAAACCGAAGCCAUUUACUGUCAAUGUUGUGCUUCGGGAAACUAUGGAUUUGCUGGAUAGCGCUGUACAGUGACUGCAGGCAGAAAAAGACUGUGAAAACAGCCUGCCAAAUAUUAAGCUCUGAAGUUUGAACUCAAUCUUUAUAUUUGAGUAAGGAUUUUGUUCCAUCCCUUCUCUUUAUAUUUAAGUAAAAUGCAUUGGAAUAAAAUGUAUUCUAGCAUGAUAUGA
Messenger RNA from Euleptes europaea (tarantolino), 1754 nucleotides. RefSeq names its product cytochrome P450 1B1. The record is from RefSeq and is a predicted model, not a curated record. Gene Ontology annotation, biological process: progesterone metabolic process; hormone biosynthetic process. Lineage: Eukaryota; Metazoa; Chordata; Lepidosauria; Squamata; Sphaerodactylidae. The transcript has 3 exons. Gene Ontology annotation, molecular function: steroid 17-alpha-monooxygenase activity; heme binding; iron ion binding. Bases 1 to 1599 code for a protein of 532 amino acids.